UAGCAGUCCUCUUGAGGAUUUUUUUUCUUUCUCUCCAAACAAACAAAAAUCAAAACAAAACAAAAUUACUUUUCUCUCUUCUCACCUCAAUCUCAUAUCAUUUCAACAAAUACAUAUUGCUUUUUUUCUUUUUUUUUAAUUUUAUUUUUCAAUCCAUCUCUCUUUCUAUACAUUUUCUUCUAUCUGUCCUUCUCUAUAUGUACAGAUAGAUCUCCGCAUUCGUUUUCUCUCUUAUUUCUCUAUCAGCUUCAUUACCCAGGCCCUGACCAAACCUAAACGAAUAUUAGAGAGGAGAAAAAGAUUUUGAUUUACUUUUUGUACCAAAGAAGGGAUUUUUCAGAUAUGGGUUCGGCUCCACCUGAACUCAGCUUGGAUGUUAGACCAACUUUUCUACCCAAAACCGUCACUGAUUUUCUUAAGGAGGUUUCGAUGAUCGAAAACGUUUCUGAUAAGGUUUCUAAACUUGAUGCAUUUGUCAAGGGAUUAGAAGAAGAAAUGAAAAAGAUCGACGCUUUUAAACGCGAGCUUCCUCUUUGCAUGCUCCUCUUAAAUGAUGCAAUUGUAGCAUUGAAGGAAGAAUCAAUGCAAUGUAUAUCAUCAAAGAAUGUGAAGCCAGUUUUGGAGGAAUUUAUUCCCUUGAAGAGUAGUUCUAAGGAUGAAGAUAAAGAGACUCCAAAAGUUAAAAAGGAAAAAGAUUCUACUAAAGAUAACAAGAAAAAUUGGAUGAGCUCUGUGCAGCUCUGGAACACUGAUGAUUAUCAAACUACUGAUCCCAUUGUUGAUCUAAAACAAAAUACCAAUCUAAAAUUUCAGAAAAAUGAGGAAGAGAAUCCAUUCCAGGCAUGUAAAAGCAGGACUGAAGCCAGGGCGUUUAUGCCACUUAAAGCGUGUCAUGGUUUUCUAAGGAAGGAUGACAAAGAGGAAUUGCCUGUUAAUGGGUUGUCCCUUGGAAUAAAAAAUCCGAGGGACGAUACAGGUUCUAGUUGUUCAAGAACGAGUGGUAACAAAUCGAUUUCGUCUUCCAUCCCUAAUGCAAGGACAACUGGGCUGCAGCCACCACACCAGCAACCUAACAGGAAGCAGAGGAGAUGCUGGUCGCCUGAAUUGCAUCGGCGAUUUGUUAAUGCCUUGCAGCAACUUGGAGGCUCACAAGCUGCCACUCCAAAGCAGAUUCGAGAACUUAUGCAAGUUGAUGGCUUGACCAAUGACGAAGUGAAGAGCCAUUUGCAGAAAUACCGACUUCAUACUCGUAGAGUACCUCCUACUACAACAGCUGCUCCUGCAAACCAAUCCGUAGUUGUUUUGGGGAGUUUGUGGAUCUCCCAGGAUCAGUAUGGUGACUCCUCAAAGGCAAGCAGUUCUCAGUCUGGUUCUCCUCAAGGUCCUCUCCAGUUAGCCGGAAACACAGGAGGGACCUCUACAACAGGAGGCGAUAGCAUGGAAGAUGAUGAAGAUGCGAAAUCUGAGGGCUAUAGCUGGAGAAGUCAUAUUAACAAACCCGGAAAAGAUGAUGUAUAAACUGUAUCCACCAUGAAUUUUGCAGAUAAAAAGUAUACAUGGGAGGAAUUUAUGACUAUAUAACAAUAAUUAUAUAAUAUAUAAAAAGGAGAAGGAUCUUUUGAGAGUGAGAGAGGCUGUUAAAUUUUGCAGGAUUAGCUUUCUGAUGUAUUGAAUCUGAGUUUGUUUUCCCGGAAUUGUUAGGGGGAUUCUAAAAUGCUUCAUGUUUCCAUGGAUGAAACUGAUACCAUCUUCUUUCCAUGUCAUAAUGCUUCUAGUUUGCCUUUUAA
Mangifera indica (mango) is the source of this 1787-nucleotide messenger RNA. Its product is annotated as transcription factor HHO6-like. Gene Ontology annotation, biological process: regulation of DNA-templated transcription. The coding region runs from base 343 to 1518 and encodes 391 amino acids. NCBI's taxonomy places the organism in Eukaryota, Viridiplantae, Streptophyta, Magnoliopsida, Sapindales, Anacardiaceae. The record is from RefSeq and is a predicted model, not a curated record. Gene Ontology annotation, molecular function: DNA binding; DNA-binding transcription factor activity. The transcript has 5 exons.